This is a messenger RNA of Mustela erminea (ermine), 1024 nucleotides long. RefSeq names its product small cell adhesion glycoprotein (gene SMAGP). The record is from RefSeq and is a predicted model, not a curated record. The coding region runs from base 156 to 449 and encodes 97 amino acids. NCBI's taxonomy places the organism in Eukaryota, Metazoa, Chordata, Mammalia, Carnivora, Mustelidae. The transcript is spliced from 4 exons.
GCCGGGGCGGGGGCGGGGCCGAGACCGGGUCUCCCGGUCCUGGCCGCGCCAGCCCCGACGUCCGCGCGGGCCGCCGAGUCUCCGGCCGGGCCCAGUGGGGUCGGCGCUGCUGGCCGGCCGAUCUGCCUCUCCCUGGUGCCCAUCCAUUUGCUGCAAUGACUAGUCUGCUAACCACACCUUCUCCAAGAGAAGAGCUGAUGACCACCCCGUUUCUACAGGCCACUGAAGCCCUGUCCCCAGAAGCCGAGGCAAGCACAGCCCUCAUUGCAGUUGUCAUCACCGUGGUCUUCCUCACCCUGCUCUCGGUCGUGGUCUUGAUCUUCUUUUACCUGUACAAGAACAAAGGCAGCUACGUCACCUACGAACCUGCAGAAGGCGAGCCCAGCGCCAUCCUCCAAAUGGAGAGUGAUUCAGCCAAGGGCAGGGACAAGGAGGAAUAUUUCAUCUAAUGAUUCCCGGGCCCCCAAGGAGCUUAUCCAGGCUCCAGAGCUAACACACUCUUUAAUUUAUUAGGUGAAAGUUUUAUCUGAAACCAGUGAGAAGCAUUGAUUGUUAUGGGCAAACCUGAGCUCCUUCUAGGACACAGGCCCAAAUGCCAACAUCACUGAUGCCAGGGACACAGAGAAAGCCGUUGUUGAUGUCUUUAGCCAGGCCUUUGUAUUAUAGCUAGUUUCAGUGGCUGCCCAGCAAGGUCGAGCGAAGCCAGGCCACGUGAGUAUGUGCCUGGUCAUCUUCACUUUUUUCAAGGUCAAAGGGCAGGAGCAUUAGGGUCUCUGGCUGCUCCUCUGUCCCCUACCUGGUCUACUAGUGACAGCUUGAACAAAGAUAGUGUCGGUAGAAGUUCUUCCCAGGUGCUAGAUACCAUGGUAACAGGCUGAGCAGGAAGGGACAGGAGACUGGGGAGACCUCACCCCAUGAUGAACGUGCUUCAUCUCCUAAUCUGAGCCUGGCCUUUCUGUCUUCCUGAAUAACCUUGUACUGAUGCUAUUUUUAUCACAAUUAAAAAUGUUCAUUGAUACAGAAA